This is a messenger RNA of Camellia sinensis, 1630 nucleotides long. RefSeq names its product lysM domain receptor-like kinase 3. Gene Ontology annotation, biological process: innate immune response. The record is from RefSeq and is a predicted model, not a curated record. NCBI's taxonomy places the organism in Eukaryota, Viridiplantae, Streptophyta, Magnoliopsida, Ericales, Theaceae. Gene Ontology annotation, molecular function: transmembrane receptor protein kinase activity.
UUUUCAUUUGGCUCGUCUUUCACUCCGCUGACCCGACAAAACAAUUCGUCCUCCGACUCCUCCUCCAUCAGUCAACAUUCCAAAACUCAACCUAGUCUUCAUCGUAUAUGCUUCUCUUCUCUUCUCUUCAUCAUCAGCCAACCCCCAUUCAGAUGGUGUCUAAGCUUUCAUUCAUGCCACCAUGUUUCCAUUCAAAUUAGGGCUUUUCGCGGUCAUCAUCUCCAUCUUCUUCCGUGUCCCAGUCGAAUCCAAGUGUUCCAAAGGCUGUGACUUAGCCCUAGCUUCGUACUACGUAUGGCCCGAAUCGAACCUCACCUUCAUCUCCAAAGUGAUGAGCGUUCAAAUCAGUGAUAUUCUCAGCUACAAUCCUCAAAUUCCAAACCAAGACAGUGUUCAAUCCGAUAUACGAAUCAACAUUCCCUUUCCCUGCGAUUGCAUCAACGGCGAUUUCUUCGCUCACGUGUUCAAGUACACGUUUAGGGUUGAUGAUAUAUACGAGAAGGUCGCUGGCAAGUACUAUGCCAACCUGACCACGACGGAGUGGGUUCAGAAAUUCAAUAGCUAUGAUCCGAAUUGGAUUCCCGACGGUGCGCAGAUCAAUGUCACUGUGAAUUGUUCAUGCGGCGACAGUUCGGUUUCGAAGGUUUACGGGUUGUUCAUGACGUACCCUCUUCGGCCGGAGGAUAGUUUGGAUUCUAUUGCUACUGAGACGAAUUUGACUACAGCUGUGUUGAAAAGUUACAACCCGGAUGCGAAUUUUAGUGCGGGGAGUGGUCUGGUUUACAUUCCGGCCAAAGCCCUUUAAAACAUAUGCGACUGUAAUCGGGUGCACCCAAUAAUCAUUUCCGCCGGGGCGGCGAUUUUCAGUUGGCUGGUCUUACACUCCGCUGACGCGACUCCUCCUCCAUCAGUCAACAUUCCAAAACUCAGCCGUCUUCAUCGUAUAUGCUUCUCUUCUCUUCAUCAUCAACCGACCCCAAUUCAGAUGGUUUCUAUGCUUUCACUCAUGCCACCAUGUUUCCAUCCAAAUUAGGGCUUUUCGCGAUCAUCAUCUCCAUCUUCUUCUGUGCCACAGUCGAAUCCACGUGUUCCAAAGGCUGUGACUUAGCCCUAGCUUCGUACUACGUAUGGCCCGAAUCGAACCUUACCUUCAUCUCCGAAGUGAUGAGCCAUCCAAUCAGUGAUAUUCUCAGCUACAAUCCUCAAAUUCCAAACCAAGACAGUGUUAAAUCCGGUAUACGAAUCAUCAUUCCCUUCCCCUGCGAUUGCAUCAAUGGAGAUUUCUUUGCUCAUGUGUUCAAGUACAGGAUGAGGGUUGCUGACACAUACGGGAAGGUCGCUGGUACGUACUAUGCCAACCUGACCACGACGGAGUGGGUUCGGAAAUUCAAUAGCUAUGAUCCGAAUCGGAUUCCCGACGGUGUGCAGAUCAAUGUGACGGUGAAUUGUUCGUGCGGCGACAGUUUGGUUUCGAAGGAUUACGGGUUGUUCAUGACGUACCCUCUUCGGCCGGAGGAUAGUUUGGAUUCUAUUGCUACUGAGACGAAUUUGACUACAGCUGUGUUGAAAAGUUACAACCCGGAUGCGAAUUUUAGUGCGGGGAGUGGUCUGGUUUACUUUCCGGCCAAAG